This is a messenger RNA of Lachancea thermotolerans CBS 6340, 678 nucleotides long. RefSeq names its product Smu2p (gene SMU2). The record is from RefSeq and is a predicted model, not a curated record. Lineage: Eukaryota; Fungi; Ascomycota; Saccharomycetes; Saccharomycetales; Saccharomycetaceae. The coding region runs from base 1 to 678 and encodes 225 amino acids. The transcript has a single exon.
AUGGAGAACCCCAGCGCGGCCUCAGGGUCUCAGCUGAAAGACGGCAAGCGUAGAAGAGAUCGAAACAUGAGGAAACCAAAGAACUCGCCAAAAAGCGGUCAGGUUAAUGAAAAGAGCUCCAAAAAGGAUUCCCAGCAGGAUACCAAAAACGGUGACGUUAAGAAGAGAUCAUCUCAAAAACGUUCGAGACCUGAAAGGAAAAUCACUGAGGAUUCGAAGCAUAGUGGUACACCUUUGGUAAAUGUACCGAAAACAACACGCUUAUCAAAGCAGUGCAAGGAACAAAUACAGCAAUUUCAACACAUUAUUGGGAAAGAGAAUUUUAAAGUCUUCAAGAAGUCCAAAAAUAGUACUUCAUAUGGCCUCUCCGUAUCUUCGGUCAUGGACCAAGAGAAUUUCACUUUUGUAGUGAAUAUCCCGUUUUCAUAUCCUAGCCAGCCUUUGAAGCUAGAGCCCCCGUCGGCCUCGCGAACGGCAGAAACGUGCACUGAAGGCGGCAGGAAGCUUGCCAAUAUUCUCAACAACUUCAAUAGCAAGUCGCGUGAAAUGACCUCAGACGGAGCACCUCUGACUGCUCAACUUAACUAUUUGAUUACCCAAUGGUCAAAACUGAGCGAUUCUAAUUAUAAACGUACCGACAAAUUGUACAAAGAAUUUCUCGCUGAUAUCACACCGUAG